Molecule: messenger RNA, 422 nt
Organism: Staurois parvus
Lineage: Eukaryota; Metazoa; Chordata; Amphibia; Anura; Ranidae
Source: the annotation of a GenBank genome assembly
UGCGGGGAGAGCGGAUAUAGUGAAUGCGGGGUGCGGGGAGAGCGGAUAUAGUGAAUGCGGGGUCCGGGGAGAGCGGAUAUAGUGAAUGCGGGGUCCGGGGAGAGCAGAUAUAGUAAAUGCAGGGUCUGGGGAGAGCGGAUAUAGUGAAUGCGGGGUCCGGGGAGAGCGGAUAUAGUGAAUGCGGGGUCCGGGGAGAGCGGAUAUAGUGAAUGCGGGGUCCGGGAGAGCAGAUAUAGUAAAUGCAGGGUCCGGGCAGAGCUGAUAUAGUAAAUGCGGGGUCCGGGGAGAGCGGAUAUAGUGGGGGCGCACAUGGGGGCCUGGGUAGCAGGGGGAAAUGUAUGGUGCACAGGGAGGGUGAUGGGUGCACUGGGGGGAAAUUCCUGGUACCGAUCCCCUGUAUAGCUGUCCCUGCAGCAGCUGAA